AUGGAAAGUAAGAAAGAGCGCCGGUCUCUCAGUAGGCAGUGGUUCACUUUCAGAGGUUUUCGAUUCCGUCCGGAACGAGGCAUGUCUGUUGUCGAUGGGAAACCGAAAAAGAAUUUUCAUGGUUCGAUGUUUUUAUGAAGUUGAAGAUGGGCUGACCGAGGUGAGGUUGACUUUUAACGCAAAAAUAUGUGACAUUCAUUGAAUACAGAUCGUUGAGUUAAUCGCGACGAUCAGAAUGAUGGGUGUGUGGAACAAAGAACGCAAGGCCUGCAUAGAAGAAAUCGAUAAACCCGGACCGAAGAAAUUUGUGAUUCAAUGUCUGAAACACAUCUUUAAGAUUGGCUGCAGUAGCGACGAAUCGACAAGAAUGACGGCGUGGCUGAGUAGGUUAAAACAUGAACUUCUUCAAAAUUAUCAAAAUUAACAGAUUGGUUAAAGCAGGACAAUAAUAACAAUCAAAGACAAUCGUUACUGGGACUAGCAAGCACGACUAUCAACACCUUUUUCUGUCCACAUUGGACUGAUUUAAAUAUUGUGAGUCGACAAUUUCACGCGUACUAUGCGACCUGUAAAGUCAUCUUUCAGAUGAAUUUCUGCAAAGUGCCUGAAUACGAGUUUUGGCGAAUUCCACGUGGUCUUGAUGGCAGUCGCACAAAUUUGGCCAAAAAUCUUCCAGUUCUUACGGGAAACAAGUCCACCAUAGAGCACAUUCUGAGAGAAUACUUUGAUAUGGCUUUCGCCGAAGGAUGCAAAGAUAUUCGGCGUGAUCUUGCAACGCCCGAGCAAGCACAAAAGAAGUAUCUCCACUACAUUGAUGCAGUGGACGAAGGGUUCCAAUACCUGACCGGGAUGUGAGUCUUUGGCACUUUUGUGAUGCGCUCUGAAUUCAAUUUCAUUAUUACUGGUUUCAGGGAUUACAAAACCGCCUUCAGAAAGAUGCCUGUCAUUCUCAAGGAUUCACAGUCGCUCUACUACUGUUUCCUACUGGAAACAUACCUCCAGUACGCACUCCUCGGCAUGUGCAGAAUUUCAGAUGACAAUGGAACAAAGUUGAUUGCUUGGAACUGCUACCUAGAAGACAGAUAUACCGGAUGCAAUCGAGAAGACCUUUUUGGAUUGGGCUUCGAUCUCGCUGGCAAUGAAUUCUACAUGAAAAGUUUUGAUCUCUAUGCAAAAGUGGCUCAGAGACACCCCCAUCAUCAGGAAAUGAUGACGUUGGCCACAGUCGUCGAUUGCAUUCUUUCGGAUGAACAAUUGUGUGAGAGGUUGAUCGAAAAGUACGAAGAAUUCAACAUAACGCCCAAAAUCUUCAUUUCCUUGACGUUUGCUGGUCAUUAUGAAAAGAUCAUCCAGUUCUUUGGGAAGUUCAAAGCUAAUGAGCAAUCUCACGAAAACUGGUUCACUGCAAACGUCUGCUAUUUAUUGGUUUGCGCUCAAAAGAAGAACACGAUAGAAGCAGUGACCACCUGGGCCAAAAUCAUGAAAAUGUGCUCGAAGUGGGGAUAUCUCGGUGUUCUUCGUUUCUCCAGAAACUCCUUUCGUCUCCCGUCGUUCGUAAAUGUCGAGUACGCCGGACACAUGGCAACCCGCAUACUGCGAAACUGUCUCUGGAUCGCCAUCAUGAAGGGAGAAGGAGAAGAAUGGUAUCAGUUCGGAGAGCUCACCCUCACCCUUUGCGAAUCUCUCGAGGAUACGUUUCUCAACCGAAACAUGAUUCGCUGUUUCCUUGUCAAAAUGAGUGUGAGUGUGUUCGAAUACUAAUUCUAAACAUUCCCACGCCUAUAUUUUCAGUUUCAUGCAACUGUGCCUUGCACAUAUUUCUUGUGUUUUCGACGUCACAGCACUUUUGACACAGCAAUCAAAAUAUUCUAUCUAACUAAUCCAAAAAUGGCUACAAGAUUAGAGUAAGAUCUGCAACUUCAAUUUGAAUUAUUAAAAACGAGUAAUUUCAGCAAAGAUAGUCUCAGGCGUGGUUAUCCAAAAAUUUGGCCCCGGCCAGGUUUUCUCAAACCUUGGGAGCUUUUCCAAAAAAGAUCCUUGAUGUUCAAAGUCGUGUUUGACGCUGUACCGUCAGACGUAUUUGCAAAGGAAUCAGAAUGCGGUGGUUUGAUCGAUUCAUGUCAGAUUCCGCAGUUUAAGUUCACCGACGUCGACUUUGUGGAUCUGAACGAAGACGAACUGCGAAUGGACGAGAGACAAAUCUAUGCCAUCCCUCCGGAACUCGUGGAACCUAAUUCGUUUGUAGACAGAGAAACUCUGAUAGAUAAGCUGAUAAGUUACAACAAACAUUUCAACUCUCGCCUCAGCCACCAGCUCGACUGGAAUAUUGAAAUAGCAGAAACGUCUGAUGAUGAGGAUGAGGAAGACGAGACGAUGGUUCCGAAGGAAAGAAAUGCAAAAGAAAAGAAUAUGGAUGAUUGA
Molecule: messenger RNA, 2421 nt
Organism: Caenorhabditis sp. 36 PRJEB53466
Lineage: Eukaryota; Metazoa; Nematoda; Chromadorea; Rhabditida; Rhabditidae
Source: the annotation of a GenBank genome assembly